Messenger RNA from Spodoptera litura, 3608 nucleotides. It is a transcript of the gene ath, whose product is annotated as ATP-dependent RNA helicase DHX33. Gene Ontology annotation, molecular function: ATP binding; double-stranded RNA binding; helicase activity. The record is from RefSeq and is a predicted model, not a curated record. Gene Ontology annotation, biological process: positive regulation of transcription by RNA polymerase I. Gene Ontology annotation, cellular component: nucleolus; intracellular anatomical structure. NCBI's taxonomy places the organism in Eukaryota, Metazoa, Arthropoda, Insecta, Lepidoptera, Noctuidae.
AUGAAAUACUGUCAAAAAUAAGAUAGUGAACGAGAAGUACGAGAACGAAAGAAAGAAAAAGCAGAAGAAAACAAAAGUUGCUGGAUAUACAUUGCACGUGUUAGCUCACUGAAUAAUAACAUUGAUAUCACUCGGUGUUAAAAAUGCACUUAUAAAUUAGGUUAUUACUUUAGUUGUAUAAUUUGAGUUAACAUGAUGUGAUAAACAAACUGCGGAGGUAAUGCGUAUUAAUGUGUAACAUUUCGUGUGUUUUUGUACAAGACUUUUAAUUCAUGUACAAACGCUAAAAAUGGAUUCAAAAUACUCUUCAAUGGGUAUAGAAAAUGGAGCAAAAACAAAUGGAGUCAAAAGAAAAAAUGGAGUUGAACACAUAAAAGUGAAGAAGAUAAAGUUAGCAAAUGAAGGAACUGUAGGUCAUAAUAUUAAAGUUGAAACAAAUGGACAUAACAAUAACAAUGUGCAUGAAAAUAAGAUUGUAAAUGAAAAACCACAAGACUUGCAAGAAGCACGGAGACAACUGCCUGUGUAUAUGGUUAGAAAUAGGUUGCUUGAAGAGAUAAAGAAACAUGACACAAUGAUAUUGAUUGGUGAGACAGGCAGUGGUAAAACAACACAGAUCCCGCAGUUGAUACAUGAGCAGCGCCUUGAAGGAGCCGGGGCUAUAGCAGUGACCCAGCCUCGUAGGGUGGCUGCAAUCACUAUAGCUCUUAGAGUUGCAGCAGAAAUGAAUACUGAGAUAGGAUCCAUUGUUGGGUAUUCAGUAAGAUUUGAAGAUGUGACUAGUCCAAGAACUAAAGUGAAGUAUAUGACAGAUGGUAUGUUGCUUAGAGAAGCGAUAUUGGACCCCUUGUUGAAGAAGUACUCCAUAGUUGUUCUGGAUGAAGCCCACGAGCGCACAGUGAGCACUGAUGUGUUAUUUGGUAUUGUAAAACUAGCACAAAAGGAGAGAAGCGAAAAGAAAUUAAAUCCCCUAAAGGUAAUUGUAAUGUCUGCAACAAUGGAUGUUGAUUCUUUUAAGAAGUACUUCAACAACUGUCCAGUAAUAUAUUUAGAAGGUAGAACAUACCCAGUCACCAUUUAUCACUCAAAAAUGAAGCAAGAAGACUAUCAGUAUGCUGCUGUUUGUACCAUAUUCCAACUUCAUGCCACUGCACCUGCAAACCACGAUUUUCUUGUCUUUCUAACGGGACAAGAAGAAAUUGAAACAGUAAUGUACAAUAUCAAGCAAAUAGCUAAGGAAGCGACAGGUCCACCUAUCAGGGUAUGCCCACUGUACGCGGGGCUCCCGCCGGCCAAACAGCUGCAGGUGUGGCGGGACGCGCCGCCCGGGACCAGGAAGAUCAUACUGGCUACCAACAUAGCGGAGGCAUCGGUUACCAUACCACGCAUCCAGUGCGUUAUCGACACUGGAGUUGUGAAAGAAAGAACAUGGUCGGGGAGUACUGGCGCGGAGCGGUUGUCGGUGCGCGCGACGUCGCAGGCGGCGUGCUGGCAGCGCGCCGGCCGCGCCGGCCGGACACAGGCCGGCGCUGCAUACAGACUCUAUACUGCCGCUGACUUCAGAGCUAGACCCAUGCAUCAGACACCGGAGAUACUAAGGUGUCCUCUGGCAUCAACUAUGUUGCUUUUAAUAGCGGCGGGAGUUGAACCCAGCACGUUUCCAUUGAUAGACACGCCACCGCCGGAUUCUGUUAAAGCUUCACUAAGCUUACUGAAAGAAUUAGGUGCUAUCGACAGUGAGGUGAAUCCUAAAUUGACAGUCCUUGGUAAAAAGAUGUCGACUUUCCCAAUUGAACCUAAAUAUUCCAAAGUUUUACUAUGUGCGCCAGAGUACAACUGUUUGGAUGAGGCUCUCAGCUUAAUAGCAGUGUUAUCAAGUGAAAAUGUGUUUCAUACACCUAUGCACAAGAGGGAGGAAGCUAUAAAAGUGAAACAAAAGUUCUUGUCGCCACUGGGAGACCACAUCACUUUGUUGAAUGUGUUCAAAGCAUUUAGUAAAGCUCCUUUGAAAAAGCAAUGGUGUAAAGAAAAUUAUUUGAAUCACAAGAACUUAACGUAUGCCUGCGAGGUUCGACAACAGUUGCUUGCGAUCUGCUUGAAAUUAAAUAUGACUGUCACCAGCUGUGGACAGGCUUAUGACCAGGUACUUAAAUGUUUGCUAUGCGGUUUGUUUACGAACUGCGCGUGGCAGCGCGGCGGCGCGGGCGGGGCGCGCGCGGCGGGGCGCUACGUGACGGCGGCGGGCGCGGCGGCGGCGCUGCACCCCGCGUCGGCGCUGCAGGCGCUGCGCCCGCCGCCGCCCGCGCUGCUCUACACCGAGCUGCUGGUGACGGGCCGCAGCUACAUGCUCACGGUGUCGGCCAUACAGCCGCAGUGGCUGCAACAAGUCGCGCCCGAGUACGCGCGCCGCUGCCGCGCCAACCGGUGACGACGACUUCGCAUUAACAUUACGCUAAUACUUUGCUCUUUAAUUUGCUGCAAUGUGAUCCUUACGUCGAACUCUAUCGCUUUCACCACACAGAGCUGUCUAUCGUUGUCAGCAAUAAAUAAUACUAUGUGAUAAAAAUGGUGUAUUCUUGAUUGAUUGAACUAUCCAUAAUUUUAUAUCGUUGGGACUAGAGUGAGGAGUUUAGUAAGACCCGUAAGUCUAGCAUUGGUUUUUGAAUAAAUUGUUUUUAUCUAAGCAUAACUUUAUCGUUUCGUUAAAUGGUACAACAAUGCAUUUUUAUUGAUCACAUGUUAUUGUUCAGAAAGUUACAUUUAGCAAUACUUUAUGUGUGUGAUAUAAGAAUAAGUAUAGGUUUAAUAUUAUUUGUUUUAAGAUACAAGUUGUUACGUAAUACUACACUGCUUUAACCUGCCGAUAAUUGUUUACUGCCAUUUAGUAUUGAUUUAUGUUCUGUGACUAGUUAAACAAUAGAUAACUUAACUGCCACCAUCGCUUAUACAGGACUAAUCAAAAUGUCUGAAUAUUAAACGUAAAAAACGUUAAUUAACAGGCUAUUUGUUAUGGACCAUCCCGUGACUUCUAUUUAACUACGAAGUUAGAUGCAUUUGUAAAAUUGACGAAAAGAAGCCAUAACUUGGACCUCACAUGAAGUCUGAACUUAGACACCAGGAGGCUGUAGGCCCUUAUCUAUGUAUUUUGACGCAGCGAUCAAAAAAUUAAGCCAAGGGAUACAUAGGGGACAAAUAUCUCAAGACAUGUCGAGCGAAGCCGGCCGAUGUCGCCUGAUAUAUACGGCGACAACGCGCAACUUAUGUCCACAGUGACGUUGAUGUUGCCAGACAUGUCGACCAAAGUCUGGCAACGUCGCACUACUUCUCCCAACGUCGCUGGCAACACGUGUCGCAGGACAUCUGUCCUCUAGUAUAUCCUUGGCUUAAUGCUAAAAAUAGUACAACACAAGAAACCAGGUCUACAUUUCCAAAUGAUUUAUAUAACAUAAAAUUAUGAUAUUUAUGUUAUUCAUAAAUAUGUAAACAAAAUCUAGUUGUAAUGCAUAAUUAUUAGGAUACCACCUGGUGCUAAAUACGAGGUUUAUUUUUAAGUUUAAAUCUUGAUGUUAAAUGUUAUAAAAGUGUAAAUAAUUGUAACAUACUGAAUA